AUGGAUCACUCCAGACACGAGGAGACCUUUGAGUCAGGCUGGUCAGAUGACUUGGACCCAGCAGAUGAUGAUGAAGAAAAACGAUUCUGUUCCAUGAUGGAGCAGCUCGGAGCAGCCCACAUGUUUGAAGAUCCUUGCGAGAUUCGGGAGCUCUGGGGUCAGCUACGAAAGGAGCGUCCAGAGCUCUUAUCCAAUUUUGAAGAGUUUCUGUUGCGUGUUUCAUCAUACAUAAGGGAGAUGAAUCAUGAGAAGGAGUCUAUGGAACAGGCAUUGAAGCGGAAGGAGACAGACCAUGACCGAGAAGUCAGAUGCCUCUAUGAAGAAAUGGAGCAACAGAUCAAGGCAGAAAGGGAGAAGCUGAUCUGCCAGGAAGCACUGAGGCAUGACAGAAGUAACCUGCUUCAGAAGGAACUGUGCAGCAAAGAGCAGGAGCUGGAGAAAAUCCUCUACCGCCAGAAGAAGUUGGAACAUCAGCUACAGUCUUUGAACUCAGAGCAGCUGGAGACCCGCGUGCAGAACGAAAGGCUCCGACACCUGAAUGAAAACCUGCUGGAAGAGCUGGAGAAAAGCAAAUGGGAGCUGGAGGCAGUGAAGGGGCAAUUACAGAAGCUCCAGAAAGAGGCCCAGCUUGAGCAAGAGCAGAAGGACAG
Balearica regulorum gibbericeps (East African grey crowned-crane) is the source of this 650-nucleotide messenger RNA. The record is from RefSeq and is a predicted model, not a curated record. NCBI's taxonomy places the organism in Eukaryota, Metazoa, Chordata, Aves, Gruiformes, Gruidae.